Messenger RNA from Xiphophorus hellerii (green swordtail), 958 nucleotides. RefSeq lists its product as uncharacterized. The record is from RefSeq and is a predicted model, not a curated record. NCBI's taxonomy places the organism in Eukaryota, Metazoa, Chordata, Actinopteri, Cyprinodontiformes, Poeciliidae. The transcript has 2 exons. Bases 509 to 913 code for a protein of 134 amino acids.
GACUGGUAGACUGUCCGGGAGCUUUACUGCAGCUGCAGCUCUUCAUUCAGAUGCUGAGAGGAGCAGUGGAUCGCCAACGGAGGAGGGGACUUUUUGUCUUGCAAAGGGGGGUGGGGGAAAACAAGAGACAGCCCAUUUUUAAUCUCAUUUCGCUCCCUUCCAUACUCACUUUGAUGCAUACUGAGGGAUUUUCCAGCUGCCUGUAAUCGUUAAUGUGGGGAAGCGCUGCCCUGGAUGCAGACAGAGGAUUGCGGCAAUCCAAGGCACCCUGAAUGAUCGGAUCUUAGCAGCACCAGCAGCAUCUCAUUGUAUGAAAUGCGUCACCACGAUCCGGUUUACACAUUUCAGCCCUGCACUCACAGACUGUUUUAUGUGAUUACUGCUUUGCCAGGUGCAGGUAACCACAUGUGCGGGCCGGUGUCACCGCGCUGAGCCCAGAGAGCACGAAGGAUAUCAGGGGUCAGUGAGACAAGAGUGCUCGGCAGCGGGGGAAAACCAGGCGGACCGGAUGACGUCCAGAACCGCCGAGGCCUCUGGGGUGCCGGCGCCUCCGCAGCGCUGCCUCGGCGGUCUCCAGACCAACAAUGGCACCUGCGCGGAGCAGCUCAGCGUCAGCCUCUUCCCGCCGCUUUCUUCCACCCUCGCGCUCCUCGUGCUGGUGGCUGUUCUCGUUGGGAUCAUCCUCGUUUCCCUGGCAACGUUCCUCUUCCACAAGAGGAAGCUCCGGAACAGGAAGAUCCAGCGCGCGCAGGAGGAAUACGAGCGCGACAGUCGUAGCCCCGCGCGCGCAGGCCCCGGCGCUGGGGAGCCCGCAAGGCCGUGCGUCAUCGUGCGACCGGUGAGGCGUGACGAGAAGCCCUCGAGCCGGAGCGUGGACAGCGAGGACAAACAGACAGUUCCACUUGACUGUUAACUCCGAGAAACUUCAGGGAAUGAGACUGUGGAAUAAACCGGAAAA